This is a messenger RNA of Acaromyces ingoldii, 3597 nucleotides long. Its product is annotated as P-loop containing nucleoside triphosphate hydrolase protein. The record is from RefSeq and is a predicted model, not a curated record. Gene Ontology annotation, molecular function: RNA binding; ATP binding; RNA helicase activity. NCBI's taxonomy places the organism in Eukaryota, Fungi, Basidiomycota, Exobasidiomycetes, Exobasidiales, Cryptobasidiaceae. The transcript is spliced from 2 exons. The coding region runs from base 1 to 3597 and encodes 1198 amino acids.
AUGAGCGCGUCGCCCCACUCAUCAUCUUCCUCACGCCGUCGCUCUCGUUCUCGCUCUCGUUCUCGAUCCCCUCCCUUGUCCUCGUCCCAUCGGUCAUCGCGUCAUCCCGAUUCUCUGUCCUACAGGGACAGGGAUCGAGCUCGGGACUCAGACAGGAGCAGGGUGAGGGAUUGGGACAGAGACGGGAAUAGGGACAGGUCGUACUACAGGAGCGAUGAUCACCGAAGGCAGCGCGCGAGGCUCGACGAUGAAGAUGGUGACUACGCCGGCCGCGAUGACUGGCGGACAAGAGAGAGGAAUGGCCAUCCGUCGAGUAGUGGUGCCAGCGGCAGUAGACAUGGCGGUGAGAGGAGCGCAAGGCGAGGGUGGGCUGAUGUUGAUGGAGGUGCAAGGCCCGCCCAGGGGAGGGGGGACGCCGCUGCUGAGUCCUCUUCUCUCAGCAAAGACGUAGCUUCACCAAGGCCUUCCUCGAUUGAUACUCCGCCUGCGAAUGGCUCACCUGCUCCGGCGGCGAGCGAUCCGACGGCUGCCGAAAAGCAAAGGUCAAAAAAGGAGAAGUUGGAGGCAUGGAAGAGAGAGAGAGAGGCAAAAAAGGCACUAGAGGCGGAGGCUGCAAAAGCCAAUGGGGCCAGCACAGAAGCAACAAAAAGUGAGUCUGAGGGCGUCAAUGUGUGCUCAGCAGCCUCUCAUCUUUGGUGGCUUUAUCCAGCAGCUACUUCCAGUGGCGCAGCGCCAACGACUUCGAUCAAUGCGACCGGCCUUCGAGGGCUCCAAAGCAGGACCGACUUUGCAAAGGGCAACAAGGGCACUGUGUCGGCGUUGGAUGAUUUGGGGGACCAGAAGAAACAGAUCGAGAAGUUCACAUUGCCGCCGAUGGAUCCAUCCUUGAGUGCCGAUGGUGCGAACAGUGGACAAGGAGACGCUGAUCCCGCAGAGGACGACGAGACCGACCUCGUGGAUGAUAGUGUCAUCCAAGGCAACAGAGACGAUGUCACCGAAACUCUUAGGCAGAAGAGAAGCGCUGCUGAGCAAGAGUCAAAUACCAAGAUGGACGUCGACGUAGAGAUCAAGAAGAGCGAUGAUGCUAAGAUGCAAGAAGCAGGGCAAGAGGAGGAGGAAGAAGACGACCCUCUCGAGGCUUUUAUGGCCGGCGUCAAAGCCGAGGUCAAGCAAGUAAACGACGCAGACCUGCAGAGGAUGGGCAAGGGCAAGGCGCGAGCACUGGCAGAGGUCGUUGGGGCACAGGACGAGGAGCCUGGCGACGAUGAGAUUGUGGGCGAACCAGACGAGCUGGAUCAGGCUGGCAUGCAAGACAUCAUGGCCCUAGCCGCGUCCAAGGUCAAGAAGAAGGAGAUUCCGACAGUGGAUCACUCCAAAGUCGACUACGAGCCGUUCCGAAAGGAAUUCUACCACGCUCCUGCCGAAGUCGAGGAAAUGAGCGAGGAGGAUGCUGAGCGACUGCGCAUGGAGCUCGAUGCCAUCAAGGUCCGAGGCAAAGACUGUCCAAAACCCUUGAUGAAGUGGAGCUACUGUGGUCUGCCGGGCAGCUGCCUCGACGUUAUUAAAAAGCUGGAUUACAAGGCACCUACGGCAAUCCAGUCUCAGGCCAUCCCUGCCAUCAUGUCUGGAAGAGACAUCAUCGGUGUUGCCAAGACGGGCUCGGGCAAGACGAUGGCCUUCCUUAUCCCCAUGUUCCGUCACAUUAAAGAUCAGCGACCGGUAGGGAGUCUCGAAGGGCCGAUAGGUCUUAUUAUGACGCCCACCAGAGAGCUGGCUGUGCAGAUCUACCGAGAGAGCAAGCCGUUUCUCAAAGCCAUUGGCCUGCGGUCUGUCUGCGUCUAUGGCGGGGCUCCUAUUUCGGAGCAGAUUGGCGAGAUGAAGAAGACAGCAGAGAUUGUCGUGGCCACGCCCGGUCGCAUGAUUGAUCUCUUGGCCGCCAAUAACGGCCGCGUUACGAACUUGAAGAGAGUCACCUACCUCGUCCUCGACGAAGCCGACCGGAUGUUUGACAUGGGUUUCGAACCGCAGGUUAUGAAGAUUGUCAACAACAUCCGACCUGAUCGGCAGACUGUGCUCUUCUCCGCCACAUUUCCCAAGCAGAUGGAAAGUCUUGCGCGAAAGGUGCUCAGAAAUAGGCCCCUUGAGAUCAUCGUUGGCGGUCGGUCGGUCGUCGCGCCGGAAAUCGAGCAAAUCGUUGAGGUACGAGAAGAAAGCACCAAGUUCAACCGGCUACUCGAGAUCUUGGGGCAGACGUACAACACCGACGAGGACUGCAGGACCCUCAUCUUUGUCGAAAGGCAAGAGGGCGCUGACGACCUGCUCAGAGAACUCAUGCGAAGGGGAUACCCCACCAUGUCGCUACACGGUGGCAAGGACCAGGUGGACCGAGACUCGACCAUCAGUGACUUCAAGGCCGGCGUCGUUCCCAUCGUCACGGCUACCUCGGUCGCCGCCCGUGGCCUGGACGUCAAGCAGCUUAAGCUCGUCGUGAACUACGAUGCUCCUAACCACAUGGAAGACUACGUACACCGGGCCGGGCGAACUGGACGAGCCGGCAACAAAGGUACCUGCGUAACAUUCAUCACUCCUCAACAGGAUCGGUAUGCUCGCGACAUAAUCUCUGCACUCAAAGCAAGCAAGGUCGAGGUUCCUGUGGAGCUACAAAAGCUGGCAGACGAUUUCAAGGAGAAAGUGGCUUCUGGAAAGGCCCACAAUGCUUCCUCCGGCUUUGGCGGAAAGGGUCUCGAGAGGCUUGAGAAUGAUCGUGAAAAGGUCCUAGCUGCGCAAAGAUCGGCGUACGGGGAGAGUGGCGAUCGCAGUAAUCAGGGCGCCGACGGGGCUGCAAAGACCGACGGAGACCGCGAGACAGCAGCUGCAGCUGCCACAUCUGCGACAGAAGACAUCCAGGUCAACAAGGGCCCAGCUCCGUCGGACGAGCAGCUGCAGUCGCUCAACAUCGAGGUCAAAAAGGGCGCCGCGCCAGAGUCGGUCCGAGACAAUCGCGUGCGCGAGGAGCCAGGCUCCCGCACAAAAGAACAGCAGGAAGCAGCCGACAAUGCGCUCCUCGAGCGCAAUCGCGCAACGCUCGAAGCUGCCAAGAAGAGCGGCGCAGACACGACAAAGCUCGCCCAAGCACUUGCGCGCAUCAAUGCGGCGGCCCUUGGUCGCAAAGCCGAGCGCGCUCAGGGACCCCCUCAGUCGACCGACCAGGCUGCGCAAGCGGCUCAGGCCGCAGCAGCCGCCCUUGCAAACCAGCACCGUCGUCCAAAGGAUCCAGACUCGACAGACUUCCACGCCAUUGUCCCCAUCAACGACUUUCCCCAGCGAGCUCGCUGGAGAGUUACGAACAAGGAGACGAUGUCGACGCUCAUAUCCGAGACGGGCGCCUCCAUUACCAACAAGGGCGUCUUCUACGAAAAGGGCAAAGAACCUCAGCUGGGCGAACCGCCAAAACUGCAGCUCCUCAUCGAGAGCAACGACGAAGAGAAGGUCGCUCAUGCCGUCCGAGACAUCAAGCAAUUGCUGCUGGAGGCCACGCAGGCGGCCCUAGAGGCCGAACAGCGAGGGCCUCAGCAGGGUCGCUACUCAGUGCUUUAG